AUGGAUAGAAUCGCAGAGGAGCAUUAUAGUGAGAUAAUACGGCUCAGGGACCCUCAAAACGACAAAACUGAAGUUUAUACUGGUGGCGUGCAACUCAUUCCACACAACGAGUGGCGCAACCCGACGUCGUCGUGUAAACUAGGCUUUAGGAGUCCAGAGGUCCUUUUCUGUGGGUACACAAUACCUCAUCCAGCAGAAACAAAGAUGCACUUCAGGAUUCAAACAAAUGGACCACGAGCUGCUGAUAUUCUGAAAAAGGGCAUUGAGGAUUUGGAAAAGGUGUGUGACCACAUAUUGGAAGUGUUUCAGGCAGAAAUGGAAGAGUUUAAAGCACCCUGAAACAAAUUCUUUUACGUUUUUCAGAAGUCAUUGUGUAAUGAGAUACUAUUUAUGGAACCAUAAUUGGUUACAUUUGUAAUGUUUUGUACUAUAAAUUUUAUAUUAUUUUGAAAUAAAAUACAUUUGAUACUUUA
This is a messenger RNA of Schistocerca americana (American grasshopper), 473 nucleotides long. It is a transcript of the gene l(2)37Cg, whose product is annotated as probable DNA-directed RNA polymerases I and III subunit RPAC2. Lineage: Eukaryota; Metazoa; Arthropoda; Insecta; Orthoptera; Acrididae. Gene Ontology annotation, biological process: DNA-templated transcription. Gene Ontology annotation, cellular component: RNA polymerase III complex; RNA polymerase I complex. The transcript has 5 exons. Bases 1 to 339 code for a protein of 112 amino acids. The record is from RefSeq and is a predicted model, not a curated record. Gene Ontology annotation, molecular function: DNA-directed RNA polymerase activity; protein dimerization activity.